Messenger RNA from Lates calcarifer (barramundi perch), 1358 nucleotides. Its product is annotated as H-2 class II histocompatibility antigen, E-S beta chain. The transcript has 6 exons. Gene Ontology annotation, biological process: immunoglobulin production involved in immunoglobulin-mediated immune response; immune response; peptide antigen assembly with MHC class II protein complex. The coding region runs from base 111 to 860 and encodes 249 amino acids. The record is from RefSeq and is a predicted model, not a curated record. Gene Ontology annotation, molecular function: MHC class II protein complex binding. NCBI's taxonomy places the organism in Eukaryota, Metazoa, Chordata, Actinopteri, Centropomidae. Gene Ontology annotation, cellular component: MHC class II protein complex; membrane.
GCUGUCUGCCUGGUAACAGGUGACGCUGCAGGUCAUGUGAUCAUGUCCUCUGGUUUUUAGAGCAGCUCUCAGUCAGACUGUGUCAGUGUUGGUGAAGUGAACAGAGGAACAUGGCUUCAUCCUUUCUCAGCUUCUCCCUCCUCUUCAUCGCUGUCUGCUCAGCAGAUGGAUUUAGGGAAUAUUCAGUGGACCGUUGUGUGUUUAACUCCACUGAUCUGAGCGGCAUCGAGUACAUCUACUCUACUUAUUACAACAAAAUAGAGGACGUCAGGUUCAGCAGCAGUGUGGGGAAGUUUGUUGGAUACACUGAGCCUGGUCUGAAGUAUGCUGAGGACUGGAACAGUGACCCUUCAUACCUGGCUCAGAUGAGAGCUCAGAAGGAGACAUACUGCCUUAACAACGUUGGAAUUGACUACCAGGUUGUUCUGUCUAAGUCAGUCAAACCCUCUGUGGUAAUGAGCUCCACGACGCCCCCUGCUGGUAAACAUCCUGCCAUGUUGGUCUGCAGCGUCUACGACUUCUACCCCAAACAGAUCAGAGUGAGCUGGACCAGAGACGGACAGGAAGUCACCUCUGAUGUCACUUCCACUGAGGAGCUGGCAGAUGCUGACUGGUACUACCAGGUCCACUCUCACCUGGAGUACACUCCCAGGUCUGGAGAGAAGAUCUCCUGUGUGGUGGAGCACGCCAGCCUGAAAGAACCUCUGGUUACUGACUGGGAUCCGUCCAUGCCUGAGUCAGAGAGGAACAAGAUCGCCAUCGGAGCCUCAGGACUGAUCCUGGGUCUGAUCUUAUCUCUGGCUGGAUUCAUCUACUACAGGAGGAAGGCCCGAGGACGGAUCCUGGUUCCCACCAACUGAGGCAGGAUCUGAUCCUGGAGCUGGACCUGAUCUUGGACCAAUUUGUCAGGUGGAAGAAAAAUCAGCUGCUGCUUCUCCUGCUUCCUGUUCAACAGACUCUCAGUGCUGCCACCUGCUGGACCGGCUGAACACCUGAUCCUCAGCUGGUCUAACCCUGAUCCAGGACUCUGAUCCUCAGCUGGUCUAACCCUGAUCCAGGACACACCAAAUGUGUGAGACAUUCAGGUUCAGUCAGAAACCAUCAUCAGGACUGUGGUGUUUCCUGUGACAGUCCUGGAUCAGGUUUAAUCUGGACUCUGGAUCUGAGCUCUGCUUCACCUUCACCUCAUGUUUCUUUAGUUGAAUAUUUUACAGAAACUAACUGAAUCAUUUUCUCUGCUUUAACAUCAUGUAAUCACUGGGUUUAAAUGUUCAGGCUUUUUCACUGAGAUUGAUUUGUUUAUUUGUUUCUGCUGAAGAUGAAUAUUUUAACAACAAUAAACAGAAAACUCAACUGUG